AGAAGCAUCAGUCACCCAGAGACACAAAAACAUCUGGUGACAUCCCUUCAACUGGUCUACAAAGAAACUUGAUAUCAUUUGCCUGUUUUCAGGGAGGCAGAGGAGAGUCGGAGAUUUUGAAUACAUUGAAAAUUCUAACCAUGAAAGUCGGACUAUUUGCGGUCCUCUUUGUGGGGACAUUCAGUCUGGGUAUAUGGUCUGUUCCCCUAAAGUCAGUCGUUGUUGAAUUUCCUGGAGACGUCAUCAGAAAGUUUACCAACAGAGAACUUGCAGAGGACUACCUGGAGCGUUAUGGCUACAUGAAUGUCCUGCACAAGAGUGGGCAGCAGCCCGCUGUGUCUGCAUCCAAAGCUCUGAUGAGGAUGCAGAGGCAGAUGGGUCUUGAGGAGACUGGCAGACUGGAUGAGUCCACCAUCAACGCCAUGAAACAGCCACGGUGUGGCGUCCCUGAUGUUCGUAACUACCAGACCUUUGACGGCGACCUCAAAUGGAACAACAAGGAUGUCACUUACAGGGUCCUGAACUACUCCCCUGAUAUGGCAGCUGAAUUGAUUGAUGACGCAUUCGCCCGCGCUUUCAAAGUGUGGAGUGACGUUACACCCCUGACUUUCACAAGGCUUUAUGAUGGCACUGCAGACAUCAUGAUUUCUUUUGGAAAAGCUGAUCAUGGAGAUCCCUACCCAUUUGAUGGAAAAGAUGGUCUUUUAGCACAUGCCUAUCCACCAGGCGAGGGUAUGCAGGGUGACGCCCACUUUGAUGACGAUGAAUUCUGGACUCUUGGAGCUGGACCAGCGGUGAAGACCCUGUAUGGCAACUCAGAUGGUGCUAUGUGCCACUUCCCCUUCACAUUUGAGGGUCAAACCUACACCAGCUGCACCACUGAGGGGCGCACUGAUGACCUGCCCUGGUGCUCAACCACAGCUGACUAUGACAAGGACAAGAAGUUUGGCUUCUGCCCAAGCGAACUGCUCUACACAUACGAUGGGAACAGCAAUGGAGCAGCGUGUGUUUUUCCCUUUGUGUUUGACGGCGAGACAUACAAUGGAUGUACCACAGAGGGCCGCAGCGAUGGGUACCGCUGGUGCGCCACAACGAAUGACUUUGACAAAGACAAGAAGUACGGUUUCUGUCCCAGCCGAGAUACAGCCGUGAUCGGGGGGAACUCCGAGGGAGAGCCCUGCCACUUCCCCUUCACCUUCUUGGAGAAAACAUACACUUCUUGCACCAGUGAAGGUCGCUCAGAUGGCAAGCUGUGGUGUGGGACUACAAGCAGCUAUGACAAAGACCAGAAAUGGGGAUUUUGCCCAGACAGAGGAUACAGUCUCUUCCUGGUUGCAGCACAUGAGUUUGGACAUGCCCUCGGUCUGGAUCAUUCCAAUAUUCAAGAUGCCCUGAUGUACCCUAUGUACAAAUACGUUGAGACAUUCUCCCUGCAUGAGGAUGACAUUGAAGGCAUUCAGUAUCUCUAUGGAUCAAGUACUGGCACUAAGCCCACCAAGCCUCCCAAGCCCACAACCACAUCCCCACCUAGGCCUACUCCUGAGACAGAGCCCACAAAGACAACCACCAGGCCAACCACCGCACACCCCGUCGACCCCUCAGCAGACCCCUGCCAAGUGGAUAUGUUUGAUGCCAUUACUGACAUCCAAGGACAGCUCCACUUCUUUAAGGAUGGGCAAUACUGGAAGAUGUCAGGCAAAGACCACAAAGACCUCAAGGGACCUUACCCUAUGGCUGAUAUGUGGCCUGCCGUGCCUGCUGUUAUUGACACCGUCUUUGAGGAUCACCUCACCAAGAAAAUCUACUUCUUCUCAGGCACCAGGUUUUGGGUCUACACUGGAAAGAAUGUUCUAGGUCCACGCAACAUUGAAAAGCUGGGCCUUCCUAGCACCCUUAGUCGUGUUGAGGGGUCUGUGCAGAGGGGCAAAGGAAAGGUUCUGCUCUUCAGUGGGGAAAACUACUGGAGACUGGAUGUCAAAGCUCAGAUUGUUGACAAAGGAUACCCCCGUUUCACUGACCAAGUCUUUGGUGGAGUCCCUACAGAUGCUCACGACGUAUUUAUCUACAAAGGCCACACUUACUUCUGCCGUGGCCGUUUCUACUGGAGGGUGAAUUCUCGCCGGCAAGUGGACAGAGUGGGCUAUGUGAAGUAUGACGUCCUGAAAUGCCACACUGGGUACCGCUACUGAGAGACACGUGUCCCCCGUUACAAUUGAGCCACUCAGGUUUCAGUCUUAUCUGUGAUCUGCUGGUAAAGAUUUCCAGUCCUUGGGAACUCUUGUCAACUUUGUCAUAGGAAAACAUGGCAAGAGCAAAAGCUCCGACCCAUUUGAGCUUGGUCUCUGGUUUGAAAUUGAGAGAUUAUUGAUCAUGACCAUCAUUCUCAUGAAUGAUACAAAUCAGUAAACCUUCCAAGGUCAAGAUAACAUAGGAUAUUUUUACAAGUUUGGAGGGCCUACUCCUCUUAAGAGUAUGGUUAUGGAAGAAUGCAUUAUGGAUAUCAGUAUUGUUUAAGUUCUAAAGAAGUAUUGUCAAACUAAGGAUUUCCCAAGAUGUCCUAGCUGAAGCCAACUGGAUACAUUGAACCACUGUUGGUUCUCUAUUUAAAGUUUGCCUGGUGCAAAUUGACCUCUCGAGUUCUGAUGUGAAGUUAUGUGGACUUAAAUUAUCUGAUUUUGUUAUUGUUUGUGUUGUUUUAUUUGAUGUUUGCACUUGUGAAUCUAAUGUUAACACGAAAUAUUUAUAUAAAUCAUCAUGUUUUCACUUUUCUAAAAGAUGAACGCAAUAAAUUAAACCAUUUGUUAACA
Molecule: messenger RNA, 2807 nt
Organism: Sardina pilchardus (European sardine)
Lineage: Eukaryota; Metazoa; Chordata; Actinopteri; Clupeiformes; Clupeidae
Gene: mmp9
Product: matrix metallopeptidase 9
Exons: 13
Coding region: 141-2189 (682 amino acids)
Biological process (GO): proteolysis; extracellular matrix organization; collagen catabolic process
Cellular component (GO): extracellular matrix
Molecular function (GO): metalloendopeptidase activity; zinc ion binding
Source: RefSeq, a predicted model, not a curated record